AUGGUGGACAAUGAAGCUGAACGAUUGAACAAAUCGGUCGGCGAAUCGAUUAAGGUCUCUGCUUAUAGGAAACCUCUGUCCAAAUCAAAACUGCCCAGAACGGUGGGAAAUGCACAAAGCUGUAUUUACCAGAGUCUAACUCGGUCUCGUUUAGACGUAAUUUCUGAUGACGUGAUGGACAAAGGCAAAACUGACAGUGGUGGAAAUUUUUUUCUUGAUGGCAGUGCUGACGAAUUCACAAAAAUCGACCCCGUACUGAAAAUCUACCACGACUGUGAUGACGGGAUGAUUCCUUGCCAACGCAGAUGGAAAAUCACUAUACCAAAGCAGUACAUCUCCAAGAGCACUACUAAGCAGCCGGCACCAUUCGAUUUCGGAAAAGUGAACUUGGAAGCCCGUCUUUACGAAGACCGCAACUGUUUUUACCAAGGAAUGCGCGGACGGGAUGCAGUUUCAGUGCAGGACCUCCUCGCCAGAGGCAGAGAUCUAAUAUCUGACGACGUGAUGGACAAAGGCAAAACCGACAAGGACGGCGCGUUUGAAUUAGACGGAUCAGCCGACGAGGCUCUGAAAAUUGACCCGGUGCUGAAAAUUUACCACGACUGUGACGAUGGUCUGACCGUAAGUACCGAGAGGGUAGGCUUCACAACGAUGUCUGACCCUUAUUUUCAGCCAUGUCAACGUAGAUGGAAGAUUACGAUUCCGAAGCAAUACAUCGGCAAAAGUUCGUCAAGGAAGCCGCAACCGUUCGAUUUCGGUCGAGUGAACUUGGAGGCACAGAUUUCGGAAGAUAGAAAUUGCGUUUAA
Molecule: messenger RNA, 807 nt
Organism: Soboliphyme baturini
Lineage: Eukaryota; Metazoa; Nematoda; Enoplea; Dioctophymatida; Soboliphymatidae
Source: the annotation of a GenBank genome assembly